Messenger RNA from Annulohypoxylon maeteangense, 1089 nucleotides. RefSeq lists its product as uncharacterized. The record is from RefSeq and is a predicted model, not a curated record. The transcript is spliced from 2 exons. Lineage: Eukaryota; Fungi; Ascomycota; Sordariomycetes; Xylariales; Hypoxylaceae. Bases 402 to 962 code for a protein of 186 amino acids.
AAUAGGAGAGCCACUACCCCGACCACUAUCAGGCUUUGUUUCUACCAUUUAUAAAAGACCUGGCUGUGCCCUACGAUUCUGGAGUUUCCUACCUACGCCAACUAUCUUCAGAUUCUCAGCAUUCUCUUUUGAGCUCUUUGUAGCUAUCAUUCUUUCCUUUUUGGAGCUUUUCAGUGAUACACUCAUUUUAUCACGAAGCUAUACCUCUAGCUACAGUAUACGAUCCUUCGAAUCGAGUCUAGAAGACACGACUAUCCUUCAAAACUACGUAGAAGCUUAACAGCCGAUCCUUCUUUCACGGCAAUUUGACUUUUGCAGUAGCAGAACAAACUUGGCAACAGAACAUUAGAUAUUUACAUCGAUCAGUAUUUCUAUAACAGGAAAAAAAACCAAUCAACAAAAUGCGCUUCUUCGCUCAGAUCGCUGCCAUUGCUGCCACCGCGGCUACCCUCGUUAGCGCCAACUCGGUCACUUUCAUCAACCAGGAUGCCACCACUCGCCACAUCUACUUUACCCCAAGUGCUGGUAACCCAACUAUCAACACCGUUACAGUCGCUGGGAACAAGCAAGUUAAAGUAAACAUCCCGAAUGCUUGGAUUGGUAACGCCUAUGCCGUCAGCGAAGGUAAACCCAACGUCCCUGGCAUGCUUGCAGAGUUUACCUUCCAAGGCUGGAAUGACAUCACAUACUUCGAUGUCUCGGCUAUCGUUAACCCUUCCGACAAGUCUGGCGUUAAGCAAAUUUUCCCGGCUAGCCAACGCAAGAACACCCCUAAGACCUCGGUGUCUGGGUGUCUCCUCUUCCCUUGCGCUACUGCUUACUAUGCGCCCGAUGAUAUCCAGACGGUUACCACCAAGGAGACGGAUCUCAUCGUCACCCUUGGCAACGCCAACGUUGCCUCCCGUGACGUCGAGCCUGGCACUCUCGUCCCCCGCCACUACGUCCUCGGCAAGCUCUCUUAAACGAGCCUUGUUGGUCGAUCAAUGUUAUUUUUUGACGCGCAGUGCGCUGGGCGCUCGACCACGAUGAUAUGAUAGGCGCUACGGUUAUGGAUUUCAAGAUACCCGUUCUACUUCACUUCUCUCACCG